Messenger RNA from Phyllotreta striolata, 1672 nucleotides. The record is from the annotation of a GenBank genome assembly. Lineage: Eukaryota; Metazoa; Arthropoda; Insecta; Coleoptera; Chrysomelidae.
GGAGUUUGCAGUGGGUACCGCUAAGGUCGCGCUCAUUUGAAUUUUUGCGAAUUUCAGUGUCGUUUUAAAUUUUAAAUGGUGCCCGAAAUGCGGAUUAAUUUUUCGCUAAUUAUGUAAAAGGAUUAAAUGGUAUUGAUAACAAUUGGUACUAUCAAGACCGGCAUUAAAUAUACUUUAUCGGAGGCGGAAUGAACUGGGAGCGAAAUACCGGCUCACUAGAUCACGAUUUCGUUAAUGAAUAUUUUGACCAAGAUUCCAGCGAUAACAUGUCGUUAUACUACGAUUACGAAGAGGACAAUCCCCACAUUAACAAGACCAUUGAGGAUUGCAAGAGGGAGUUUUACAAUGACACGGCCUACUUAGAGCAGCAUCAUCCCGAAGGGUUUUGCAAAGUGACGUUUGACAGCAUAAUGUGCUGGCCGCCGACCCCUUACAACAAGACCGCCACCGUUAAAUGCUUCAAAUAUUUAUUCAGUAUCAGAUACGAUGAUAUGCAAAACGCUACUAGAUUUUGCGACGGUAAGAACCAAAGUUGGUCGAAACAAGACUAUUCCUUGUGUAUACCAUUAAUUAACAUACCGGAGAACAACGAAACUCAAACAGGAUUAUACUUUUUGGGUUUCACUUUGAGCCUAAUCACGUUAGUUAUAGCGGUAGCCAUUUUUUUAUAUUUCAAGGACUUGCGCUGUCUCAGGAACAAAAUCCACGUGAACCUCAUGUUUUCGUACAUCAUCAUGUACUUAACAUGGAUCCUCAUGCUCGUACUGAUCAACCAUCGCAAUGAAUCGGUAAUAUUGUGCGGAUUCGGAACGACUUUACUGCAUUACGCGCACGUAUCCACGUUUUUCUGGAUGUUUGUAGAAGGAAUGUACCUCUACAUAUUGGUGGUGAAAACCCUCAGGAGGGAGAUAUUCAAACUAAGAGUAUACGCCAUCAUAGGAUGGGGUAUACCGCUCAUUUCGAUUGUAAUUUGGGCGGUUGUGAAAGGAUUCGUUUCGGCCUCAGAUAAUCAACACUGUCCUUGGCUAUAUGGCGAUUCUGUGGAUUGGAUCUACAUGGCGCCGCCAUUAUUCGUCAUGUUUCUCAAUCUGAUCUUCCUGUUCAGCAUCAUGUGGGUGCUGAUAACGAAGCUGCGCUCAUCGCCCGCCCUCGUAGAAACUCAGCAGCAUUACAAAGCGGCCAGGGCUCUGCUCGUGCUCAUACCCCUCUUGGGCGUUACUUGGGUGAUUAUGAUUUACGUGCCCUCUGGCGAGUAUUCCAGGGAGAUAUUCGAAUCGUUGAGGAGCGUUUUAUUGUCAACACAAGGUUUGACCAUCGCGUUGUGCUAUUGUUUUUUGAACACGGAAGUGCAGAACACCAUAAAGCACCAUUUCUCGGUGUGGAGGGAGCAGAGGUCUUUGGGUUCAUUGGGCAAAAGGAGUAAAGAUUGGUCGUCGAAUAUCAACAAUAAUCGUAGACACACCGAAUGGACUUUGGUCAGCGCUAGCGAAAUCGAGGCGGCCAUUCCUUUGAACAACGCCACCCCGGAUGUAGAAUUAACAUAGGUGAAUCUAUUAAUUUAUUUAAGUCAUAUGUUUGUUGCUUAGUUUCAGCGGUAUCUUUAGUAGGUACUGUUUUUUUAUAUAUUAAAACAACAUUUUUAGUUGUAUACGUUUAAAAGUACAAAUUAUAU